This is a messenger RNA of Paramisgurnus dabryanus, 4187 nucleotides long. It is a transcript of the gene acsbg2, whose product is annotated as acyl-CoA synthetase bubblegum family member 2. Lineage: Eukaryota; Metazoa; Chordata; Actinopteri; Cypriniformes; Cobitidae. The record is from RefSeq and is a predicted model, not a curated record. Gene Ontology annotation, molecular function: long-chain fatty acid-CoA ligase activity. Gene Ontology annotation, cellular component: membrane; endoplasmic reticulum.
AGGCGGGAACUUGAUAAAGUGAGCCGGUGUGUGACAGCCUCACACAUAAACACAAACGUUAUCGCACAUUAUCUGUCUCUCAACACGGUUACUGAUUUUUAAUCCUUGAAUCUAUGCAAUUUGUUGAAGUGACAACCUAAACAUCUGCCUGUCCUGAUAUUAUAGGUGACCACUUGUGAAGCACCAACCAUGUCCACAUCUGUAGUGACGGACAAUCCAGAAGACAUGAACCUCCAGUCCUGUGGAAAAGGAGACAGUCUUGCCUCUCUGGAAGAUGUCAAUACAGAAUCGAUAGCAAAUGAGUCAUCGGAGGAGGAGUCAGCAUGCGCUGGAGAAGAGCAGAUAAAUGCCAAAGCCCAACAGGCCGUGCACACAGAGUCAGCUGCCACCCCUCGUCCCGACUCUCUCUUACUUCCACCCCAGAGGACAGAACUGUCAACCACGCGCUGGGAUGGAGAGGUGAAACUCAGGAUGGGUGAAUCCGGCACCGCUGCUGAGACCCCCGUAACUGUAAACCAGAUGUUUACCACUGUGGUUAAACGCUAUGGUAACUACACAGCGCUGGGCUGGAAGGAAGGGGAACAGUGGAAAUCUAUGACCUACAGCGAAUACUACAAAUCCUGUCGCACUGCUGCCAAGAGUUUCCUGAAGCUCGGUCUUGAAAGAUAUCAUGGAGUCGGUAUACUUGGUUUCAACUCCACCGAGUGGUUUAUUGCUGACAUCGGAGCUAUUUUAGCUGGGGGUUUAGCUGUGGGAAUCUACACCACCAACUCACCGGAGGCGUGCCAGUAUGUAGCCGAAAACUGCCAGGCUAACAUCCUGGUGGUGGAAAACAACAAACAGCUACAGAAAAUUUUACAGAUCCAGGAUAAACUGCCGCACCUCAAAGCCAUUAUCCAGUACAAAGAUCAGCUGAAAGAGAAGAAGCCCAAUCUCUACACGUGGGCGGAGUUCAUGGAGCUGGGCCGCGAUGAGCCCGAUGCUCCUCUUGAUGACAUCAUCAGCUCUCAGAAACCCAAUCAGUGCUGCACGCUGAUCUACACGUCCGGUACCACGGGCCAGCCGAAGGGAGUCAUGCUCAGUCACGACAACCUGACAUGGACAGCACUUUCAACCGGCAUAGAUGUGGGUCUGACAACUGCAGAUAAGUCACAGGAAAUGGUGGUGAGCUACUUGCCGCUUAGCCAUAUUGCUGCACAGAUGCUUGAUAUCUGGAUCCCCAUGAAUGUAGGAGGAGCCACGUAUUUCGCACAGCCUGAUGCACUAAAGGGGUCCUUGGCUAACACCUUACGUGAGAUACGGCCCACUGCUUUCAUGGGUGUCCCUCGCGUGUGGGAGAAGAUGCAGGAAAAGAUGAAGUCUAUCGGAGCCAAAUCGUCCACCGUGCGCCGGAAAGUGGCAUCCUGGGCCAAAGAUGUGGGUCUGCAGACCAACCUUAACAAAAUGGAGUUUAAUGGCAACAUGACCAGAAAUCCAUUGAACUAUCGGCUGGCAAAGCGUCUGGUGUUCAAGAAGGUCCGGAAAGCGCUGGGGCUGGAUCGCUGUAAGAUGUGCUACACUGGAGCAGCUCCUAUUACCAAAGACACGCUGGAGUUUUUCCUCAGUCUGGACAUCCCACUGUUUGAGCUCUAUGGCAUGAGUGAGAGUUCAGGACCUCACACCAUCUCACUUCCCGAUGCCUUCAGACUAACCAGCUGUGGGAAGGUGAUUCCAGGUGUCAAGACAAAGAUUUUCAGCCCUGAUGCUGAAGGCAUUGGGGAGAUCUGUUUCUGGGGUCGUCAUGUGUUCAUGGGCUAUCUGAACAUGCCUGACAAAACCGAAGAGGCUAUAGAUGCUGAGGGCUGGCUGCACUCGGGUGACCUCGGCAAACAUGACCAGAAUGACUUUCUGUUCAUCACUGGACGGAUUAAAGAGCUGAUCAUCACAGCCGGCGGGGAAAACAUUCCUCCUGUGCCAAUAGAAGAUGCCAUUAAAGAAGCUGUACCUCUGAUAAGCAAUGCCAUGCUCAUUGGAGACAAGAGAAAGUUUCUCUCUAUGCUGCUCACCAUUAAGUGUCAGGUAAACGGUGAGACGGGUAUUCCUGAAGAUGAACUUACACCUGAAGCAGUGGAGUUGUGUCGCAAACUCGGCAGUAACUCGACACGGGUCAGUGAGAUUGCCGGUGGGCGUGACCGCCUCGUAUCCGCGGCCAUACAAGAGGGCAUCAACCGUGUCAAUGAGAAAGCCACAUCUAAUGCCCAGCGCAUCCAGAAAUGGACAGUGCUGGAACGGGAUUUCUCCAUCCCUGGAGGAGAACUGGGUCCCACAAUGAAGCUCAAAAGGCCAGUGGUCAUGAAGAUGUUCAAAGACCAGAUUGAGAACUUUUACAAAGAAGUUGUGACCCCCUCCACCCCAAAUGACCCCCUGCCUCCUAAAUAGGUGCUCAACAAAAGAGAUCUGAGACAUGGUCUCACACACAUAUACAGAGGAACACCACUUCAGACCCUACAUUUACUUCUGCUUAUGUCUGAGUUCAUAUUUGUUCAGGGUUUUGUUUUUUCAUAUUGUUUACACUUAUUUGUAUUGUGGAUAAGAUGUAUAUAACACAACAAAAGCCAUUUGUGAAUUUUUGUGUGGUGAUUUACUAUUUAUUUUUGUCUUAUUAUAAUGAAGUGCAGUUAUGCCUAAUGAAGUGUCUUUUGAGCCAUUUAAUUUGUUUAUGCAAGUUUGGCAUUCAUUGAUAUUCAUGAAUCAUUUAUUUAUGAUGUGACCUGUCACCAAAGUUUGAGAACGCGUGAUGGUGAAUACAUCAGGCGUGACUGAAUUCUUUGAGAAUUAAAUACGGAGUCUCUGACUGGGGCGUUUACUGAUAGUCAUCUUGAUUAAUCUUAGUAAGAUAUGGAAGAAAUCAAUCAUUUGACAGUCUUACGGUGUGAUCUGAUUUCACCUGUUAAUAAAAACUGUAUGUAUAUUGAGGAAUUUAAUGUGAAUGUGAAUUAGCAAGAGAAUAUCAUACAAGCCAUAAAUGGUUGAUGUUUGCUUAUUUUUGUAACCAAAUGUUUGUGUUUCUUUUUGCGUGUUGUUUGACACUUUUUGUUAAAUUACCAUGAUAUUGUUUAAUAGUGUAAAUAUGUAUAACCCAUCUACUCUUCUGUUGUUGUCUUAACUGAUGCUUGGCUGAAACUCUGAUAAUCCUGACAAUUUUGGGAUGUCACGGAGUUCCAGUAUUAGCAUUAGCUUUAUAAAAACAUUGUCCUGUUAUUGUAAUCUGAAAUAACACCAAAUAUUUAUCUUGUGAAAAAGAGUAAAGACAUGAAGGAACUGACACUUAAAAUGAGUGUUACAGAACUUGUUUGUGCAGAGGCGUACAUUUGAUUUGCUAAAUUCUGUUGCACUAUUCUUUGCUUAGCAUGUACAAUAAGGAAAUUUCCUAGCAGAAAUGUCAUUUAUUUUAUUUAUUUAUAUUGUAUUCUGCAAAGUGUAAUUAUUACAAUGCAAAAGAAGAGAAAAAGGUUAAACAGAUUAACUAUUUAACUUUAUUUUCUUUAUCCGUGGAAAGAUUUAAAAACGACAUUUCUGUCUGCCAAUACUUGAAAACACAAAGAACAGAAAUUCAAAUUGCAACGCAAAUUUACAUGAUUUUAUUUGCCUUCUGUAUAUAUAUUCGAUUUCUCCUCGUCUUCGAAUAUUACACCUAAUAUUACUCCGAAACAUAUAUUCAGACUGCAUAGCAUGACACUAGUGAGGCCUUUGUGUAAAUACUGUAUAUGACUUUAUCAUAAUUUGAAAGCAUGAAAUAUGUACAGGACUUUGCUCAUCCUGAGAAUGAAGGUAGAAUUGAGCUAGUGAGUGUUUCCUUUCUUCUGUCUGGGUUUUCGGGUUCAAUCAAAUUUCUCUCUUAUCUUUUUCAGUUCAUCUGCUUGCUUUUGCGGAGUCAAAAGCUUCUUUUAAUACUGUGACAGUAUAAUAAAAGUCUGAUCUAGAGCUAACAAGCUUACUUUUAGGAGCAGUUUAUUUUAAAACGAUGUGAGGUCUCAGACUAUGAAAGGUUAUACCUGGUUUUACCUGACUUUGUUUGAGCUGGGUGACAAUUUGUUGUUUGUUGUGUGGCAUGUAAGGUUGUGAAAAGUGCUUGUCACUUUCAACAAGAAAUUAAUGUUGGCGUUCUGAUUUUCACCUGUGUGAAAUAAAUGUGAUGUGAAAUUUAA